AUGCCGCCCCCAGCUUUGGCGGUGCGGCAGUUCACAUUCACGCACGAGGUCGCGUGCGCAGACGACGCAGGCGGCAGCGGCAGGCACGACCCGCGCGAAGCCGCGCGGGUGAUUCCGAUUGCCCGCGUCACCGUGCAGGUGCUGUCAUUCGACCGCCGCUGCUUCUGGGUGCAUCUGUCGGAGUCAAGGGAGAGCGGCGAGGCGCCGCCGCCGGCAUUUGGGCCGUGCGCCGUUGCCUUUGACGGCGUGGCCGCGGAACCCACCUCCUCGCUCCUUUUGGACGAAGCCCCGCUGGCGCCCCACGAGCAGCCGGUGGAGUCCGGCGUGGGGGCGCCGAACCCGCACGCGGUUCUGGCGCAGAGCCUCGCCCAGCGCCUUGCCCGUCGCCUGCGGAAGGAGUGUGACUCCGCUGGUGUUGCGGUUUACGUUGCGUGCGGCUUUGCUGGGGAAAAGACGGAGCUGUGGGGCACACCGGCGGGGUCCUCCUUCGACGUCACGAUGCGGUUUGGGGCGGCGCUCUUUUCGCACGUGCUGCAGCUUAUCCGUGAGGAGGUUUUGUGCGCCGCCACGGCGUAA
This is a messenger RNA of Trypanosoma conorhini, 576 nucleotides long. RefSeq lists its product as uncharacterized. The transcript has a single exon. The record is from RefSeq and is a predicted model, not a curated record. Lineage: Eukaryota; Euglenozoa; Kinetoplastea; Trypanosomatida; Trypanosomatidae. Bases 1 to 576 code for a protein of 191 amino acids.